AUGCCCCAUCAAGAUGAUCCUGGUCCCUCGACUCAGGCACCUCAAAUCCAUAUAACAACAACACCAGAUCUCGUCCAACCUUCCACCGUACCAUCGCAUCCAUCUCCGACUGACGAACAAACCAGAAGCCGAUCACCUGGGAGGAAAAGAGAUCGAGGUAGAGAUAGACAGUCAUCGUCUGGCCAUGUCAAACAUGCUUCGUUCGCUCUUGCUGGUGAAGGUGGGGAAGAGAAUGACGAUGCGAACAUCAACACUAACCUGGGAACACCCCGUCCGGUCACUUCCCGUCUAGAGUCCAAUUCGAGUGAUUCGGUAAAAGAGAAGGUAGAAGGUGGACUUGAGAGGAGAAGUUGGAUGAACAAGGUGAUAUUGCUAAGUAGAUUGAGAGCGAGGAAGAUAGUGGGACAUAAAUGGUUUAAAUGGGUUGGUCCGAAAUUGACUUGGAAGGAUAUGAGACCAGUUGCAAGGGGAUCAUUCUCGAGUUGGGUCGGAUUGGUAUUGCUCCUCAUAGUACCGGUGGAAAGAGCGAUAGGUCAAGCUGCAUUCUUCUCACUCAUCGUCGCUUUCAUGUUACCGCCGAGUCAACCUGUAGUACAGCAAUUUGAAGUGUAUCUGAACUUAUUUUUCUUCAACGGACUAGCUUGGGCAUGGGUCGCUCUUGCCGUGUUCAUCGCCGGCAAAACAAGACAAACGACAGAUCCUUCCAAGAUCGCAGCGGCAGAAGCGAAGUACGCCUACCUGAGAGACAGCAACCCGACGACAUAUCGAGAAAGGAUAUUGUACGAUGGGACAUACCUUCAGGCGAAACCAGCUGUCGUAUGCGCUAUCUUCCUAGCCGUCGGUACAGGCGCAGCAUUAUGGUGGAAGCUGCGAACUCAACCUAGUCCAGCAACCUUCCCUUUAGUCCUUUCUUGUGUUCUGAUAGAUAUCGGAUUGACGACUGCUGUAUUCUACCCUUACAACCUUUAUACUUCGGGUCUACUUUUCUUCCUUCCUAUGGCUAUCCAAGCGGGAUUAGGAUGUAUAGCUACGCUGUUCAUCUUUCCUGAAUCGGUCGGUCAUUCUUUCCAGUCGAAAUUCCCUGGUAUCCUCAACCCUCUUGCAGCAGCGAUGAAAUCGAUUGAAUUGCUUUUCCAAGAAGCUAAAACCAUUCCCUCUGAUCUCAAUGGUGAUGCGGGAUUGUCGUCGACAAACGAAGCAAGGAGGGAAAAAGAAUUUGCCGAAAAAUUGGAAGAUUGGGCGGAGAGAAGUAAAGAUAUUCGUCAACAACUCUUACAAUCCUUGGCUGGAUUACCUCCCUUACGAGCUCAACAGAGAUACCUCAAUGUGGAUUUCAGUUACAGUCGGUUAUCAGGUGAAGAUCUCCGGACAUUAUUCGAUCAUCUUGCUCUGGUUCAAGCCCGAUCGGGUGGAAUGGCUUUUUUCUUCGAUGUGAUUGUUACCAACGCUAGACAUACACACUUGGAUUCCUCAGCAUGGUCAGUAUACAAGGUCAAUCAAUCUCGUCCUGGGUCCAGAGCAGCUUCGAUACGAAAUGAAAAUGCAGCGGACGACAGUAGAAGAGAAAGUUUGGCGGAUGACAGUCUGGCUGGUGGGGAUGGGACUGUCACGCCUCCGAUCGAUCAUGAUGAUUCUACGGAUAAUUUGGCGCACGAACGAAGUUCAUAUUUCAAUGGGAAGAAAUUGCAUUUCGCAUCCUUCAUCAGGAAGAGCAGUUCAGCCCAUGGGUUAAACAGGGAUAAAGGUAGUCAUGUUUCUUUGCUUGAUCAUUUGAGGAAGAUUCAACAACCUGUGGGAGUAUAUGAGAGUACGAGAUAUAUGGAUAUUGAAAAGGCUUUCGCUAGUGAUACUGAAUACGUGCUUGAACAGCUCAAUAUCCUGGCUCGAGGAUGUCUUCCCGUCAUACGAGCUUGUGAAGCUGCUCUUUCAACUUCCACCAGUUGGAUCUUGAAUGUCAACCGAGAUCGCAGGGUCAUUCCCAAGCUACACAAAAAGCGACAAGAUCAGAUAUCAGCCAAUGGAUCGAGCGAGAAGAGAUCACCUGAAGCUAUCAACAAGCUCAUACAAGUUACGAAUGACCUUCAAGCUGCUUUAGAUGAGUUUUGCGUCAUAAGGGUGGAAGUGAUCAAACCUUAUAGACAUCUCUUUGAUCCCAACCAUCCAGCUGAUGAAGGUAUACAUGGAUCGGACAAGACAAACUUCCGGGGAUUAUUCCAAAACUUCGUCGCCCAAUAUCAUUUGAUCGAAUUCACUGAGGCCUUACUCAAUCUAUUGAGGCAAAUGCAAGAAUUGGAUAAAUCCCGUCAGAGAAGGAGGUUUUGGUAUCCUCGCAUGUCAAACCUGCUUGCUCAUCUUCGACAUACUCAUAAGGAGAAACAUCUGACAGAUGGCGAUGAUGGACAUGAUAAUGAUGCUGCAUUUUCCCGAGGUGACGAGGACGAGGAUCAAUUCCUUGGUGAAGCCAAAAAGCGAAAUCCCGAAUACAAACCUUUCGAGAACCCUUAUCUAAAUGUCAUUUCUCGCUUGGCGACGAUCACCGAUAUACUGGGAAGUAGAAGUUUCAUGUAUGCUAUCAAAGCUGCUAUAUUGGGAGCUUUGACGAGUUUACCCAAUUUUAUCGCUUCGUCUGCUUCGUUUUAUUACUUCAAUAGAGGUAUCUGGGUGACUAUCAUGGCUCAAUUGACCUUGGCGGUCUUCUCAGGAGAUACCACGGUCGCUUGGCUCGGGAGAGUCGUGGCUUCGUUUUGGGGAUGCUUGUUUGGGAUGGUAGCGUGGUAUAUUGGCAGUGGCUCUGGUAAAGGCAAUGCAUACGGCCUGGCAGCGAUAGGCGCGGUCACUUUCCCAAUUGCCAUCUUCUUCCGAGUCCACUUCCCCGGUCAAGUUUUGACGGCGGUGAUGACACCUGUGACUUUUGGCUUGUCAUACUUUAACGGAUCUAUUGGACCUUUGACCUACGCUCAAUGGGGUUGGGACGUGGCGUGGCGUCGGUUCCUCUGUGUAUUGAUCGGUAUCACAGCGGCAUGGAUAUUCUCGUAUAUUCCGCCUGUUUAUUCGGCAAAACGAGCUAUCCGACAUUCGUACGCCCAAACCAUCAACGCAGCUGGGUCGAUCUUCUGUGAUGUUCUAUCUCAUGCUAACGAUCAUCACCAUCGCUUGAGAGAAGACGAUGAGAUUAGGCAGAAGUUGAUAACCUGGCGAAGUAAAUUGAACAAGCUUGGAGCUCGACACAAUUUCGCUUCGAACGAGUAUUCACUCCGGGGACAGUGGCCCGAAGAGAGGUAUAAAGCUUUACUCGAUACCCUUCAAGACUUGUUUUCACUGCUAUCUCAACUGAAUCAUGUUCUCACUCAACUCGAUAGACCAUGGCGAAAAGCAUUACUCGAUCGUACCAGAUUAUCCGACCCGACUUUCCUCGGUGACGUGUUAGCCGUGUUGAGUAUGUGUUCGACCGCUCUAAGAGCAGGUACAGCAUUGCCUCAAAUCACACCUAGUCCGCUGGUGGCUAGAUUUAGAAUGGGUAAAACGAAAGGACUGGAUUUACCCCAUGAUCCUACUGAUCAAUCGGGUGAUUUACCUAGUUUGGUCACUGUAGAUGUGUUAGAAUCGGAUAACUAUCUAAGAUAUGCUCUGGGUAUCACUACUACUUUCUCGUUGAUAUCGAGGUUGGAUAGGAUCGUUGUAAUUUGUAAAACAUUGUUAGGAGAGAAUUUCCAUAUAUCGGGACUGCAUCUCGAACAAAAUCAUAGGGUAUGA
Messenger RNA from Kwoniella mangroviensis CBS 8507, 3753 nucleotides. RefSeq lists its product as uncharacterized. NCBI's taxonomy places the organism in Eukaryota, Fungi, Basidiomycota, Tremellomycetes, Tremellales, Cryptococcaceae. The transcript has 17 exons. Bases 1 to 3753 code for a protein of 1250 amino acids. The record is from RefSeq and is a predicted model, not a curated record.